Messenger RNA from Staurois parvus, 261 nucleotides. NCBI's taxonomy places the organism in Eukaryota, Metazoa, Chordata, Amphibia, Anura, Ranidae. The record is from the annotation of a GenBank genome assembly.
CCCCCACCCCCACCUGAGAGAGCCUUCUACUACUACCGCCCCCCCUUCACAGCUCCCUGGAAACAAGAGUCAGGCUCUGCAUACACCAUCAAGCAGCCCGCAGCCUCUCUCAGAUCCCACCUGGUCCCUGUGCUGCGCGUGUCCCUUCUUCCUUUCCUUCUUUCAGGGGAUGGCAGUGCCCCCCUGAAAAAGUCUGCUGCCCCCCUGAAAAAUGCCACCCUAGGCAACUGCUUGUUUGCCUUGUGGUAAAUACACCCCUGU